CAGCAAACUUGCUAACGCGUAUGUACGAAGCACCGCACGCAACAAUAUUAGCUGAGCAGAGUUUCGAGUUAGCAGCAGAAGCAGCAGCAGCAGCAGCUUAACCCCGCCCGCACUCACUCACGUUCACUCUCUCUCUCUGACUCUCCCAUUUUUCCACUCUCUUUUGGGAGUCAUCGAAAACGAAGCAGCAGCAGCCGCAGCCGCAGCCGCUAACGCAGCAGCAAGCUUUUAUUUAGACAGUCGCGACGGCGCGCUCGUUUCAAUUAGACGCAAAGUUUUUUUGUGACGUUUCGAAUUCGCCUUGUUUUUCUGUGGAAAUUGCAAUUUGAAGAAUAAAUGUCGUUUUUUUUCGUGUGUUGUGUUCAAGUGCAAUUUGUAUGAAGCCAACAACAAUAACAAUAACUACAACAAGAGCAGCAACAACAAUUUGCUUGGUCUGAACCAGUAGCAAAACACGAAAGCAACAAUCCCAACGCAGACGUCCCCAACCAAUUGUUAACAUUUCCACUAACAACAACGGGCUGAGGAUAGACAAGCAGCAAAAUGUCGCCAAAAUCGCUAAAUGUGCGCGUCACAACAAUGGACGCCGAACUGGAGUUUGCCAUUCAGUCGACAACGACCGGCAAGCAACUGUUCGAUCAGGUGGUCAAGACGAUUGGAUUGCGUGAGGUUUGGUUCUUUGGUCUGCAGUACACUGACUCAAAGGGUGACUCCACAUGGAUUAAGCUAUACAAAAAGCCUGAAUCGCCGGCCAUAAAGACCAUUAAGUAUUUGAAACGCGUUAAGAAAUAUGUGGACAAAAAGACCGCUGAUAGCAAUGGACACAAUCAGACGGAUGAGAGCGAGGAAGAUGAUGAUGCCGACGAUAUGACUGGAUCAAUGCCGUUCUCCACAUGGGUGAUGAAUCAGGAUGUGAAAAAGGAGAAUCCGUUGCAAUUCAGAUUCCGUGCCAAAUUCUAUCCGGAGGAUGUGGCCGAGGAGCUCAUACAGGACAUCACACUGCGCCUGUUCUAUCUGCAAGUGAAGAAUGCCAUAUUGACCGAUGAGAUCUACUGCCCGCCGGAGACGUCGGUGCUGCUGGCCUCCUAUGCGGUGCAGGCGCGUCACGGUGAUCACAAUAAAACCACUCACACAGCCGGUUUCCUAGCGAACGAUCGCUUGUUGCCACAGCGCGUCAUCGAUCAGCACAAGAUGUCCAAGGACGAAUGGGAGCAGUCGAUAAUGACCUGGUGGCAGGAGCAUCGCAGCAUGUUGCGCGAGGAUGCCAUGAUGGAGUAUCUGAAGAUUGCCCAGGAUCUGGAAAUGUAUGGCGUUAACUAUUUCGAGAUACGCAACAAGAAGGGCACCGACCUAUGGUUGGGCGUCGAUGCGCUCGGCCUUAACAUCUACGAGCAGGACGAUCGACUAACGCCCAAAAUUGGCUUCCCCUGGUCCGAGAUUCGCAACAUUUCGUUCUCUGAGAAGAAGUUCAUUAUCAAGCCAAUUGAUAAGAAGGCGCCGGACUUUAUGUUCUUUGCGCCGCGCGUUCGCAUCAACAAGCGCAUCCUGGCCCUCUGCAUGGGCAACCAUGAGCUCUACAUGCGUCGUCGCAAGCCCGACACGAUCGAUGUGCAGCAGAUGAAGGCGCAGGCGCGCGAAGAGAAGAAUGCCAAACAGCAGGAGCGUGAGAAGCUGCAGCUGGCUCUGGCAGCACGUGAGCGUGCCGAGAAGAAGCAGCAGGAGUAUGAGGAUCGACUCAAGCAAAUGCAAGAGGAGAUGGAGCGCUCGCAGCGCGAUCUGCUUGAGGCACAGGAGAUGAUUCGGCGAUUGGAGGAGCAGCUGAAGCAGCUGCAGGCCGCCAAGGACGAGCUUGAGCUGCGCCAAAAGGAGCUGCAAUCUAUGCUGCAGCGCUUGGAGGAGGCCAAGAACAUGGAGGCCGUCGAGAAGGCCAAGCUGGAGGAGGAGAUCAUGGCCAAGCAACAGGAGGUGCAACGCAUUCAGGACGAGGUUAAUGCCAAGGACGAGGAGACCAAACGCCUUCAAGACGAGGUGGAAGAGGCACGCCGCAAGCAGGCCGAAGCUGCUGCUGCGCUGUUGGCGGCAUCAACCACGCCGCAACACCAUCACGUGGCCGAAGAUGAGAACGAGAAUGAGGAAGAGCUGACGAAUGGCGAUGCCGGCGGCGAUGUGUCACGCGACCUGGACACAGACGAGCAUAUCAAGGAUCCCAUCGAGGACAGACGCACGCUGGCCGAGCGCAAUGAACGCUUGCACGAUCAGCUUAAGGCGUUGAAGCAAGACCUGGCGCAGUCACGCGACGAAACGAAAGAGACGGCUAAUGAUAAGAUUCAUCGCGAAAAUGUGCGUCAGGGACGCGACAAGUACAAGACGUUGCGCGAGAUCCGCAAGGGCAACACAAAGCGUCGCGUCGAUCAGUUUGAGAACAUGUAAAGCGCUCGCCAUGCGCCCCCCUCCCCUACAUGGAACUAUCUAUAUCCUAUAUCCCAAGCCAAUCUAACCACCAUGAAAUUCGACGCAGCGCGCCACUUAUCACUCCUCAAUAGCCAACUAUUCAAUAUUCAAUGCAGACCAACUGGCCGAACUUUUGCAGAUUUUGUUUAAUUAUUUUUUUUUAUUUGACCUUUUGUAUAGAAGAAGAAGAAGUGGAGGACGGGAAAUAAAAUGUGUGUAUUUAUGGAGAGUAUUAGUUAAAGGAAAAUAAAUGAAAAUGGUUUUGACAUUCAAGUGUUGAACACAAUCACACAAUCAAUCAAUCAAUCAAGCUAUCAAGCUGACAAAUCCCUUCCUUCCCUUAUUCGCUUAGCUUAACAAUAUUUUCAAUUGGUCGCAAACUUUUUUGUUACAUACAAAAAAAGAAGAAACGCAAAUGCCCCGCCCCCACGCCAACCAUUUUCUUUGCGCGCAUCAAAAUGAGAGAAACAACUACACUAGCUACAACAACAACAACAAUAACAAGAUGAGAAAUCAACAACAACAACAAG
This is a messenger RNA of Drosophila hydei, 2981 nucleotides long. RefSeq names its product moesin/ezrin/radixin homolog 1 (gene Moe). Bases 544 to 2430 code for a protein of 628 amino acids. Gene Ontology annotation, biological process: positive regulation of early endosome to late endosome transport; positive regulation of protein localization to early endosome; regulation of cell shape. Gene Ontology annotation, cellular component: apical part of cell; plasma membrane; adherens junction. Gene Ontology annotation, molecular function: cell adhesion molecule binding; actin binding. The record is from RefSeq and is a predicted model, not a curated record. The transcript has 9 exons. Lineage: Eukaryota; Metazoa; Arthropoda; Insecta; Diptera; Drosophilidae.